AUGGAGAAGAGAACCAAUAACUUUGCCAGCGCAAAGGGGUCCAAGCUUUGUGCUCAGAAACUUGAUAAUAAGGUAUGGAGGAGGAGGAAGGGUCGCUUGAUGCAAGCGCACGUGAUGAGAGUCUUCUAG
Messenger RNA from Sclerotinia sclerotiorum 1980 UF-70, 129 nucleotides. RefSeq lists its product with no specific name. The record is from RefSeq and is a predicted model, not a curated record. The coding region runs from base 1 to 129 and encodes 42 amino acids. NCBI's taxonomy places the organism in Eukaryota, Fungi, Ascomycota, Leotiomycetes, Helotiales, Sclerotiniaceae. The transcript has a single exon.